GAGCGAGGCUGCCAGAGCUGAGCGCGUCACUGUCGCUUGGAGAGACACUGUGCUGCCCAAUAGGCAGUGGCGCUCGCUAGUCGCCGGGUGGGAGCAGAGAUAUAAAAGUGCCGAAACAAACCCCCAGCGUAGCGAUCUGGGGCUGCCAGGCUUCGCGCUACGCUCUGCCACAGCCGGCGCGCUCUGCAGCCGGCACCCCGCCUGCACGCUCAGAGCCGGCGGGGCCCCGGGACGCGCUCUCCCAGCGGAGCACUGCCUCCUGCACAAUGGUCCUUCCCUUCUUUCUGCUUUUCCUCCUGCACUUGGUGAAAGCAGCAGAGCGCCCCGGGGGCCAGGAGGACGAGCGGAGCCUGGAGGCAGCCCUGGGCGCGCCCAAUGCUUCGCACUUCUUCUCGAGCAACUACACCUUCUCCGACUGGCAGAACUUUGUGGGCAGGAGGCGCUAUGGGGCCGAGUCCCAGAACCCCACAGUGAAAGCCCUGCUCAUCGUGGCCUACUCGUUCAUCAUCGUCUUCUCGCUCUUCGGCAACGUCCUGGUCUGUCAUGUCAUCUUCAAGAACCAGCGGAUGCACUCAGCCACCAGCCUCUUCAUCGUCAACCUGGCCGUGGCCGAUAUCAUGAUCACGCUGCUCAACACCCCCUUCACUUUGGUCCGGUUCGUGAACAGCACAUGGGUGUUUGGGAAAGGCAUGUGCCAUGUCAGCCGCUUCGCCCAGUACUGCUCCCUGCACGUGUCCGCCCUGACGCUGACGGCCAUUGCUGUGGAUCGCCACCAGGUCAUUAUGCAUCCCUUAAAACCCAGGAUCUCAAUCACAAAGGGUGUCCUCUACAUCGCUGUCAUCUGGACCAUGGCUACGUUCUUUUCACUCCCACAUGCUAUCUGCCAGAAAUUAUUUACCUUCAAGUACAGCGAGGAUAUUGUGCGCUCCCUAUGUCUGCCGGACUUUCCUGAGCCAGCUGACCUCUUCUGGAAGUACCUGGACCUGGCCACCUUCAUCUUGCUAUACAUCCUCCCCCUCUUCAUCAUCUCAGUGGCCUACACUCGCGUGGCCAAGAAGCUGUGGCUGUGCAACACCAUCGGCGAUGUGACCACGGAGCAGUACCUUGCCCUGCGACGUAAAAAGAAGAAGACUAUCAAGAUGCUGAUGCUGGUGGUGGUCCUCUUUGCCCUCUGCUGGUUCCCCCUCAACUGUUACGUCCUCCUCCUAUCCAGUAAGGUCAUCCACACCAACAACGCCCUCUACUUUGCCUUCCACUGGUUCGCCAUGAGCAGUACCUGCUACAACCCCUUCAUCUAUUGCUGGCUGAAUGAGAACUUCAGGGUUGAGCUGAAGGCAUUACUGAGCAUGUGCCAGAGGUUGCCCAAGCCUCAGGAGGACAGGCCACCCUCCCCAGUCCCUUCCUUCAGGGUGGCUUGGACAGAGAAGAGCAGUGGGCAGAAGGCUCCACCAGCCAACAACAUUUUGCCCUCCUCCCAACUCCAGUCUGGGAAGACAGACCUGUCGUCUGUGGAACCCAUUGUGGCAAUGAGUUAGAGGGAGUUGAGAAGCGGCAGAGGGAGGGAUCUGUCUCCAGCAGAGGCUGGGCAAGGGCCUGUCCUCUUGCACAGUCUUUACAGUGCCAGGAACAAGUUCCUGCAGAAGCUGCAGGACUCUUGAGCUCCUAGGAAACUCUGCCCAGCCUUCUACCCCUAUUUGAUGUGAAAACCAAAAGGCACCUAUCAACUAGGCGUGUAUGUUUAAAUCUCCAGCUAAGAAAUGCUGUGAGGUAUAGCAACCUGCUUCCCUUGGGAGAGAACCGAGGGCAACUUUGACCCAGAAGGGGCUGAAUUGGCCACUGCCUCCAACAGCCAGGCAACCACCUUAUAACCCUUCCUGCUACUGAGCAUCCAUGAAGGGACCCAAGGCAUACUUUGAAUGCGGCUGACCAGUGCAUGGAGCUCUGCUUGGAACAGGUCCAUGGGCGGCUGAUGUGUUUGCAAAUCUGAGCUGGCCCAGAGUGUUUCAUGCCUGACCUUCUAAAGGCAUGGGACUGGGAUGAAUCUCAAGUUUUCAAUGGCCCAGCUCUGUACAGGAUGACAGAGGACCAACAUGGGUUCCUUAAAAUGAGAAGAGAUUAUCACCCCUGUGAAAAAUUCAGAAAAGCACAAAGAAAAAGAUAAGAAUUGCUUCAUUAUCCUGUCGAUUUGUGUAACUCCUGUUAAUAUGCUGUGGAUUUAUUCUCUCUCUCUCUCUGUGUGUGUGUGUGUGUGUGUGUGUGUGUUCUGAACUGAGCACUUCCAUUUAAUGAUCAGCAAGAAAUGGGCAGAGCAGAGAACUGUCAAGCCCUUCUCCCUGGAGAGUGCCCACCUGAAGAAGCCAAGUACAGGCUGUCUCUCACCGACAGAACUGGACCUCCAGCCAGUGGGAAGGGCCUGGCUCAAGGGCCUCCUCAGAUGUCAGCAAACAUGGCGAACUGGGGACCCAUCCCCAGUCUAGAGGCAUCAUUCCUCCUCUCUGACCAUCCCACGGAAACAAGAGGUGGUGAAACAUGGUUCUGUAUUCACAGGAGAUGAAAGAGCAGGCUUUCCAAUAUGUGGGAAGUAAUUAUGCUUAGACACCUCGUCCUCUCAAGCUGUCUAGACAGACCAUUUUUCUGUGUUGUCUGAAUAAUGAGGUUUUUUCACACCAGUUCCUGAAAGAAGGCUCUUCAUCAGCAUCGCCCUAGUAAUUCACAUGUCACAGAAACCUAUGGGAUCCUUAAGGAACUAUAUUCCUUAGGGCCCAACUUGUCUGAGGAAUCUCAUUCCAGAGACUGGUUGUUUCCACUACCACCUUGCAUCUGGUUCCAGGUAACUCACUGUGUUACUCAGAAGAGAGACUUGUCAGGCAGCAUCAAGGUGAAAUCACCAGCCAUAAACAAUGCUCCCAUUACCCAGUUUUAGGUUUCCUUCUAGCCCCAGGUACACCUGAAAGCAAAGCACAGAUAUGGAGCCGAGUGGGAAACCAGGGGAGAAGGGGUUUGUCCAAGAUUCGCUUAGGUCUCUUGGCUGUUAAUUGGCAAUAAACUCAGUCCCAGCUACUGCUUCACUAUACUGAACAACAAGGCUCAUUAUACUCGUCUCCGUAUUUAUUAGAAUGUUUGAAAAGUUGAUGCAAAAUUGUAAAAAGUCAUCUACUGCAGAGUGGGAAAGAGAGUGACUCUCAUGGGACAGGGAGAGUUGUCUUAGCCCACGGGAGUGCCGAGUGAGUUUUUUCUGGGCAGAUGCUCAUGUGCCUCUGGUAUUGUCUCCAUGUAUCAAGAAGGAGCUAAUGGGCCCAGUCAGUGGUGUGGUGUUUAAGGCAGCGAGUUCCCACAUAGCUGACUGUGCAUUCUGAAUCCCAGGCCCAGAGGCUUGAACUGCACAUGAGGUACAUGUGAGUGCAUGCCCACAAUCCCAAAAGGAGAAUGGAAGAGAAGGGAUUGCGAUGUGGCCAUCCCCCAGUGAGGGGAGCACUUUCUCACAAUCUCUAUCUCCUCUUGUCUCCCCUGGCAAGCACACAGGCCCUGUAUCAAAUUUUAUUUUAUUUUUUGCCUUAGGGUGUGUGCACUCACUGAAGAGAGAGAGAGAAUUCA
Molecule: messenger RNA, 3594 nt
Organism: Tupaia belangeri chinensis (Chinese tree shrew)
Lineage: Eukaryota; Metazoa; Chordata; Mammalia; Scandentia; Tupaiidae
Gene: GPR83
Product: G protein-coupled receptor 83
Exons: 4
Coding region: 267-1535 (422 amino acids)
Biological process (GO): neuropeptide signaling pathway
Cellular component (GO): plasma membrane
Molecular function (GO): neuropeptide Y receptor activity
Source: RefSeq, a predicted model, not a curated record